Bombus pyrosoma is the source of this 1774-nucleotide messenger RNA. RefSeq lists its product as uncharacterized. The coding region runs from base 431 to 1699 and encodes 422 amino acids. The transcript has 6 exons. NCBI's taxonomy places the organism in Eukaryota, Metazoa, Arthropoda, Insecta, Hymenoptera, Apidae. The record is from RefSeq and is a predicted model, not a curated record.
AUUUUAUGUGCUAAUGACAAAGAAUAUCAGUUUUUGGAUUAUAUAGAUAUUUUUAUUUAUAUAGUAUAUAGUGAGAUUGUUGUUAUGAUAUGUUCAAUUUUAGAAAAUGGAAUAGUUGACUGGAAGGAAUUUAAAUUAUAGGUGUACAAACCUGUAUUGAUAAAAUGACCAAUACGCUAUUGAUAUUGGUAUUGUAGAUAUAAUAUUUCCUCUCUGAAGAAGAUAUUAAAGGAGCACAUUUUUUUCUCUUCAUAUGAAGUAACAAUUUAAAUAAAUUAAUAACAUUAUACAAAGGGGAAUAAUACAACUGAAUCAGAAAUACUGGAACUAUAAAUAACUGUAGAACUACUUAUUAAAGGGACUUUGAUAUCAACUCAGAUUUAUACGACAAGAUUCCAAAAGAAUAUUCUUUCCAACAAUUUCAAAAAUUAUGGCAAAUAUCAAUAAAGAUCACGCAAAAUUAAAGGAAGUAAGUGCUUGUUUUACUGAGAAAACAUUAAAAGAUAUAUUAUAUACUGUGCAUAAUGGAAAAGAAGUGAAUGUAUUGAGUUGGGAAUUCGGUGGAUCAAGUACGACUGGGGACAAUUAUUUAUCAACAAUUUAUAAGAUUAAAGUCACUGGUACAGUAGAUGGAAAAAAAGUACAAGUUGGUUUGGUGGUUAAAGCUCUACCAAAGAAUAAAGGUAGAAGAAAGACAUACAGAAGUGCAGAAUUUUUUAGCAAUGAGAUUCUAUUUUAUACAAAGAUAAUUCCAAAAUUCGAGAUGUUUGUAAAAGAAAAAAAUCAACCUCAAGCAUUAUGCAUUCCACGUCAUUUUGCUUCUGUUAUGGAUGGUGAAAAUGAUUUUAUAGCAUUGGAGGAUGUCACUUUUUUAGGAUAUAAAAUAAUUGGUAGACAAAAUUCUCUAGAUGAAGAGCAAUUCAAAAUGAUUUUAAAAAGUAUAGCAAGAUUUCAUGCAAUUUCUCUUGCAUUUAAAGAUCAAAAUCCACAUGAAUUUAAGGAAGUUGUAGAGUAUUUGCAUGAAACAUACUAUAGUAAUGAACAUUGGAAUUGGUACAAGAGAUUCCAUGAGAAGAUAGUAGACAUUACUAAAAAUGCCUUAGCUAUAGAAUAUCCUGAUAGUGAAGCGGAAAAAAGAUUGAAGUCUUAUAAAGCUCAGGACUUAUUUCAAAAAGCAAUUGAAUUAUGCAAUCGUAAAUAUCAUUCAACAUCUGUUGUCAGUCAAGGUGAUUCAUGGAUCCCAAAUUAUAUGAUCCGGAAAAUAACUGAACAUGAAGCUUUAAUACUUGAUUUCCAAUUGGCAAGAUGUGCCAGCCCAAUCUUAGAUCUCUCAACUACUUUUUAUUCUUGCACUGAUAAAGCACUUUGGGAUGAAAAAUUUGACAUAUUAUUACAAUUUUAUUACAACGAACUAUUCAAUACCAUCACCUUACUUGGAUCUGAUCCUAGAAACAUAUAUUCAUGGGACAUGUUUAUGAAUGAGGUAAAAGAACAAUUUGUAUUUGGUAUGAUAUUUGCAAUGGAAAUAAUUCCAAUGGCUUUACUGGAUGAGUCUGAAGUAUUUGACUUAGAUCUUAUAAAAGAUGACAAUGGAAUAGAUAUAGCUGAUGUAUGGACAUUAUCAUACAUUAAAACAAAAGAUGGCAGGCUUAAACUGGCAAAUAUCGUUGUACAUGCUGUUGAAAAAGGAUUUUUCUAAAUCAUACAAACAAGUAUAUUUUAUACAUAAUGUUUAUUAAAUGUGUAGCAUUAAAUAAAAUAUAGACAAUCUGUA